UCUCUUCUCCGGCACUGCGUUUGUUUUGAUUAGAAGCCUUUGAGCUUUCGAGGUUUUGAUGCUUGAGCUACUGGGCUUCCCGACCGCUCAAGCAUGCUGGAGCCGACUUGUGCUCCCUCCUCCGAUGAUCCUUCGGGAUCUGUCGGUUUCUGGGUGCAGAUCUGGCGGCCUUCUUUCUCCUCUGGCGAAUCUGAGGCGGCACGCGCGAGGGCUGCCAGAUCUGACGCCCACCGCGGCUCUCCUGCUGGUUUUGAGGGACUUCCACCGCCUGAUUGGGUUACCGCCCCAGCAUCCUGGAGCCUGACGCUAUUUCUUUAAGGGUAGGUAGAAGGGUGUCCCAUAUGGAUUGAUCGACUAAAGGCCGUGGUAUUUCCGGGGUCAUUCAUGGUUGUUCGAGUGCUGAGUGCACCUCCCUUCAGCCUCUGGAUAUGGGUCUACUCUAAUAUUUUGUUCCAAUUAUUUUUACUAUUUGUUAUCUUUGUAGAUGUCGUAUGACGGUAUUUGUAAUGAAACCAUUCCUUUAUG
Rubroshorea leprosula is the source of this 525-nucleotide messenger RNA. The record is from the annotation of a GenBank genome assembly. NCBI's taxonomy places the organism in Eukaryota, Viridiplantae, Streptophyta, Magnoliopsida, Malvales, Dipterocarpaceae.